Molecule: messenger RNA, 1138 nt
Organism: Musa acuminata subsp. malaccensis (wild Malaysian banana)
Lineage: Eukaryota; Viridiplantae; Streptophyta; Magnoliopsida; Zingiberales; Musaceae
Molecular function (GO): oxidoreductase activity
Source: RefSeq, a predicted model, not a curated record
GCGAGCGGUUGUCGAGUCGACGGCUACGUUGACCGAUUCAUGGCGACCGCAACAUCCGCCACCUACUGCCGUUUACCGCUUUCUGACACCGCGUGGCUUCAAGUAGAGACGACGACACGACCAAACACCAUCGUCGACCCUCCCUCUUUUUGUUGCAGGCAUAUUUCCAACCACAGCUAUAUCGGAUCCAUGACACACUCAAUAGGUGAAAAGAAGGUAAUCAAGAUUGAUGUUAGUUCAGACACAGUGUGCCCUUGGUGUUUUGUGGGCAAGCAGAACCUUCAAAAGGCUAUGGAUUCAGCAAAGGAUCAAUUUGAUUUUGAGGUAAGGUGGCAUCCAUUCUUUCUCAACCCCAAUGCACCAAAAGAAGGAGUGAGAAAGACUGACUUUUAUAAACAGAAGUUUGGGCCUGCACAAUAUGAGGGAAUCAUCUCACGGAUGACAAAGGUAUUUCAAAGCCUUGGAUUUCAGUAUGAUACUUCUGGGUUGACGGGAAAUACAAUGGAUAGCCACAGGCUUAUAACAUAUGCUUCAACUCAAGGCUAUGACAAACAAAAUGCUCUUGUAGAGGAGCUGUUUCUCAAUUACUUCUGUCAGGGAAAGUAUAUUGGAGAUAGGCAAGUUCUUUUGGAUGCUGCACAAAAAGUCGGCAUAGGAGGAGCAGCAGAACUGCUUGAAGACCCUACAAAGGGGAUCGAGGAGGUCCAGGAAGAAUUUGAAAAGUAUUCCUCAGGUAUCAACGGAGUCCCGCACUAUGUGAUAAAUGGGAAGUACAAGCUCAGUGGUGGCCAACCUCCUGAGGUGAUCCUGAAAGCAUUCGAAGCAGCUGCAAAUGAUGCCUCUUUCUAAUUCUACAACAGCCCGCUCAAUGUCUGCUACAAGCAACUUGUUUGCUAUACAAAUUUCCAGCAAUGAUUGAAGUAUAAUAAGCUGAUGAACUCUAUUAAACACUACUGUCAGUUCCCUUUGGAGAUCUGUGAAUGCUUAGGGAUAGAUGUUGUGCCUAAAGGUCUCGAUGCCUCUUGAUUGUUGGGUUCUCUUCUAAUGAUGUAUGCUUGGGGAUUUUUUUUUGCUUUACUCUGGCCGUCUUAUGUAUACAGUCUUAAUGAUACUAAUAAGUUCCAAACUUGGUCACGAA